AAGUUCUUUCAUGUGGCUAGGCCCAUAUCCAACAGUGUCGAUCACAAAGCCUGAACAUGUAAAAGAGAUUUUGACAAAGAAUUAUGUGUACCAAAAGCAAACUCAUCCAAAUCCAUUUGCCAAGUUAUUGGCUCAAGGUCUUGUGUUGGUUGAGGAAGACAAAUGGGCAAAACACAGAAAAAUCAUCAAUCUUGCUUUCCAUGUUGAGAAGUUAAAGCAUAUGUUGCCGGCAUUUUAUAUGAGUUGUAGUGAAAUGAUAAGCAAAUGGGAGGAUAUUGAUUCAAAGGAAACAUCAUACGAGCUCGAUGUAUGGCCACACCUUCAAAUAAUGACCAGUGAAGUUAUUUCUCGAACUGCAUUUGGGAGUAGCUAUGAAGAAGGGAGAAUAGUAUUUGAACUUCAGCAAGAACAAGCUGAGCAUAUAAUGGGCAUAAGUCGUUCAAUUUAUAUACCAGGAUCGAGGUUUUUGCCUACUAAAAGGAACAAAAGAAUGCUGGAAAUAGAAAAGCAAGUUCAAACAACAAUUAGGCAUAUCAUCGACAAAAGAUUGAGGGCAAUGGAAGCAGGGGAGACUAGUAAAGAUGACUUAUUAGGCAUAUUACUUGAAUCCAAUAUGAAAAAAAUUGAACAACACGGAAGCAAAGAUUUCGGAUUGACAACAACAGAAGUGAUUGAAGAGUGCAAGUUAUUCUAUUUUGCUGGACAAGAGACCACUUCAGUGUUGCUCGUGUGGACAAUGAUUUUGUUGUGCCUACAUCCAGAGUGGCAAGUACGUGCCAGAGAUGAGGUUUUGCAGGUCUUUGGAAAUAAAAAACCAGAUUUGGAAGGACUAAGUCGCCUCAAAAUUGUGACAAUGAUCUUGUACGAGACGUUAAGGCUAUUCCCCCCAUUACCAGUAUUUAGUAGAAUGAACAAAGAAGAAGUCAAAUUAGGGGAGCUGCAUCUACCAGCUGGAGUGAUACUCAUUAUACCUGCAAUAUUUAUUCAUUAUGACAAGGAAAUAUGGGGCGAAGAUGCGAAGGAAUUCAAACCAGAAAGAUUCAGUGAAGGAGUGUCAAAGGCAACAAAAGGACAAGUCUCGUUUAUUCCAUUUGGUUGGGGACCCCGAAUUUGCAUUGGACAAAACUUUGCAAUGAUGGAAGCAAAAAUGGCAAUAGCAAUGAUACUACAAAAGUUCUCCUUCGAACUCUCUCCGUCUUAUACACAUGCUCCAUUUGCAAUAAUUACUAUUCAUCCACAGUAUGGUGCGCCUCUGCUUAUGCGCAAACUUUGAAAUAGAUAUUACCCGUUUAUAUGCUUGAAUACUAAUAAAUAGUUGGGUUAUGGCUGAAGUCACUCUUUUCAAAUUUCAACGUUGUAGUUUUGAAAUCAAAUGUUA
This is a messenger RNA of Solanum stenotomum, 1378 nucleotides long. RefSeq names its product cytochrome P450 CYP72A219-like. Gene Ontology annotation, molecular function: heme binding; monooxygenase activity; oxidoreductase activity, acting on paired donors, with incorporation or reduction of molecular oxygen. NCBI's taxonomy places the organism in Eukaryota, Viridiplantae, Streptophyta, Magnoliopsida, Solanales, Solanaceae. The coding region runs from base 11 to 1273 and encodes 420 amino acids. The record is from RefSeq and is a predicted model, not a curated record. The transcript is spliced from 4 exons.